AUGAGACCUGAGUACCAUCGCGGAGGGGAGAGGCGAUACCGGGGCGGCGAUGCGAUGGCCGGCGUGGUGAUGUGGGUCGUCGCGCUGCAGUUGAUGCUGGCAGCUUCCGGUGUUUCGGCAGUAACAAGAGUGCUUUCUAAGAAAUCUGUUUGGUUUGAGCAUGCAUCUUCUUUGGCCUUUGAUUUCCCAUUUUGUAAACCUGAAUUUCAUUCUUGCUUCUUUACAGCUUCAUUCUAUGGCACCAGUCAUGUCUACCUACCCCUCUCCCAGGCCUCAACGGAAACCAGUAUCCAUUUGGUCAUCAAGACCAGCCGAUCAAAGGGUCUGCUGCUGCUGGCUGCGGGUGACACCGACUACUGCAUCAUCCAGAUCAGAUCAGGGGUCAUUGAAGCCCGGGUGAACCUGGGUGGGGGAGAGCUGGCGGUGCGCUCCCUGCCCAAGGAGAAGCUGAACGACCUGACUUGGCACAGCAUCCGUGUGGAGCUGGCUCGAGGCUGGCUGGAGUUGUACAUCGAUGGUGUGCUCCACCGGGAGGAGAGAGUUGUUGGGCAGGCUGACACGCUCAACGUCCAGGAUGGGAUCUACGUCGGUGGCACGGGCAUGCAGAAGGCCAGCUACCUGAAAUCAGCCGACCGCUUCUUCCGUGGAUGCAUUGAAAACAUCACCUACAACGACAUUCUGGUGUUCAACGCCACUGCGGCAGACAAGCGGAGCACGGUGAACGACAUCACUUGGGAUUGCAGCGAGGAGUUUGAGGCUCCGGCAGACUCGCCCAUCAGCUUUGUCAAAGAGACAGCUUUUGUCUUGUAUCCUCGAUGGCAGAUGGACACUCACGGUUCGUUUGCCUGCUGGCUGAAGACAUCGUCCCCACUGGGACUCCUAAUGUUCAGCAGUGGAUUCAGAACACAGUUUGUAUCAGCAGAGGUAGCAGAUGGCAGGAUACGUGUACUGAUGGAUCGAGGAAAUGGUGUGGUGGACUUUACAUCUCAAGUACCAAUCAACGAUGGCAACUGGCAUUGGAUAAAGAUAGACAUUGCCCCAGGCAACCUGAGGAUCAGUAUUGACUAUGAACCUGAAAAUGUGAAGCUCAGUGAUACCUCAAGUGCACAAGCCCUUUCAGGGAUGCUUCACGUGGGAGGAGUCAUCCACAAAGCUCGGUCUCAGGCUUUCAGGAGCGAUCUCAAGUCUAUAACCCAUGCCAGUAGCGGUGGAUCAUUCCAAGGCUGCAUGAGAGAUGUUGAAGUCAACAAUGAGCUGUUCACCCUCGGCGAUUCGCGCGUCACUCAUGGUAUCGAGAUUGGCUGUGUGUACCAGUUUCCAUGCUCAACUGAUCCUUGUUUGUGGACGGAAACAUGCACUGACACUGGUCCGGAAAACUUUGUGUGCCAGUGCCUUACCGAUGAGUGCUUAGAGUCCAAGCAACCAUCCACAGAUGAGCCUUUGUUAGAGACAAGCAUCCCCAGUAGAGCAGAGACAGAACCAGUUAUCCCCAUCAACAUCCAGACUGAGUUGCCUGAAGGAACAUUCUCACUGGUUCCCAUUUCUGUGGAAGAGGGAGGCCGCAGUGUCAUUUCGUCGUCCAACAUCCAUCUGAAUCUGAAAUUACGUUCAUAUGGUCUGCGAGAAUCCCAGCUUGUGCUCUUGAUCGUAAAGCCCCCUCUGCACGGACGCAUUGAGAGCAGGGUGCUUCGACAUGAUGAUGAUUCCAGCAGGUUUACAUUACUGGAUCUAAUGGGAAGUAAGAUCUUCUACAUCCAUGAUGGCUCAGAAAACUUCUACGAUGAACUUACCAUCAAAGUAGAAAUUCUUGGAAGGAAUGUUGAAAUACCUGAAGUGCUCCAAGGUGUGGUGAACUUUACCCUUGGGAUCAACAUUUCCCCAGUAAAUGAUGUUCCUAGUAUAGCGCUUGCUGAUGAUGCUACGCUCCGAAUGAUAAAAGGGUCAGUCCAGCCAAUACAUAGUUCUUUUCUUGGGGCCAUUGACCCUGACAAUGACCCCAGUGACCUUCUCUUCACAAUAGUCAAUCAGCAAGCAAAUGUGGGAUAUUUCCAAAAGGUCAGCAAUGCAGGAGAAAGCAUUGUCUCCUUCACACAGGAAGAUAUUAACAAUGAACAAAUAUCAUAUGUGCAUACAGGACCGAGCACAAAGUCUCGAAUUGUAAUCCGCCUCUUUGAUGGCUUGGAGAAGAGCCCGCUGUACUCUUUCAGAAUCGAGGUUAUUCCUUUGGAGCUGUCCAUCCUGAAUGCCACCGAACUUAGACUAAACCCAGGAUCUUCAGUUGAGAUCACCCCAGCAGAACUAAACGUUGCUACUAACGACCCCGAAGGCCACUUUGAAGUCAGCUAUCGUUUAACUGAUUCCCUGCGAUUUGGCAGACUCCAGCAGCUUGAACUGCUGAGCUGGUGGGCUGACGUGACUGAAUUCACCCAAGCUGAUGUAGAUGAUGGGAUCAUCCGGUAUGUAGCCACUGUCUCCGAUAAGCAGAGAAGCAUUUGGAAUGAUAGAAUAAGUCUGUCGGCUUCAAGUGAGGAUGUCAGCAUUGAUGUCGUCCUUCCGGUCAAAAUUGUAGUGACCUCUGUGGAAGUGACCAACAACACUGGUCUAAUUUUAAAUGUUGUAAGACAGGGUGUCAUCACAUCGGAAAACCUUGCUGCUGAGGUGCGACUUCCCAUUACCUUUUCAUCACCCCGGACCUUUACUGUGAUACGUCCUCCAAGUAGAGGUCAGCUGGUCAAGCAAACCACUGGCUUAAUUCCAAUCGGAGGAUCUUUCACACAGGAAGACAUUGCCGCUGGGAUGGUCAGUUACUUCCUUGAUCCAUCCGAAGAAGAAGCACUUAAUGACACCUUCCUCUUCCAAGUGUCAGUCGUAAAUGCCCAGAGUUCUGUGACGUCAUUCAUCAUCACCUUCAUACCAGAUGUCCGAAACUUAGUAGUAACAAACAAAGGCUUAAAUGUUACUGAAGGAGGGACAGUGGUUAUUACAACAGAUAAAUUCUUUGUGACUGCUGACAAUAUCACUGACUUUGCGUAUACAAUCACAAAGCCUCCUGAGCAUGGAAGGCUGCUUUUGACUGACCCUAGUACUUUUGAGGUCAGCACAAGUGAUGUUAUCACCUUCUUGAACUAUGACCUCAUGAAUGAUUUCCUCCGGUACAUGCAUGAUGACUCGGAGACCCAGGCUGACAGUUUUGAGUUCACAGCAUCUGCAUCUUACACCGACCUGUCAGGGAGAAAACGGAGUCUCCACCACGAAGGUACCUUCGACAUCAACAUCCUGCUUCAAAAUGACCAUGAGCCAGAGGUGGUCGUCAACCGUCUCUUCAAAGUAGUCAAGGGUGGCAAGACUCCGCUAACUGACCAGAAUCUGCUCUCUGCAGACCGGGAUGAAAACCUUAAUGAUGACAACCUUGAGUAUCAGAGAGAAAACACUGAUGUCGGUGAUCUCAUUUAUGCCGCGAAUGAAUCGAGCGUGUAUCGGUUUACCCAGAGACAACUGAAAGAUGGCUUGAUUGCCUUCAGGCAACGAGGAGAUAUUCUUGCUGGCCGGAUGCUAUUCUAUGUUUUUGAUGAUGACCGCAGCCGCUUCGCAUCUGACUUUUUGGACAUUGAAGCAUCAGAGCCUUUUGUGGGCAUUCUAAAUAAUUCUGGUUUGAAGAUCUCCCGUGGCUCCUCAGUUGUCCUAACAUCUUGCAAUCUCAGUGCGGAGACCAACCUGGGUAUUAAAGAUAACAGGAUCGAGUUCCUUAUAACAUCUCAGCCUUCUCAUGGACAGCUGCUCUACAGAGGCAAUCCUGCCAUAAUGUUCAAUCAGGAGGGCUUGGAAGCUGGAAGGGUUGUCUACCAUCAUGACAAUAGCACGGCCAUGAUGGACAGCUUCAAUUUCACCAUCCGUGCCAGAAGUAUGGUCAAGGAGGCAGUCUUCAACAUUCGGAUAUAUGUGGCCAGCCACCAAGAGCUCCCUGAAGUGGAGCAGCUGAAGCCGCUGGUGGUUGAGCAAGGACAGGCAGUGAUCAUCGAUCGGUCCCACCUGAGAAUCACUCAUCCAAACCACCUGCCCAUUGAGAUUGUCUUCACUGUGACUGUCCAGCCAAAGUUUGGCAUACUGCAACUAUCAGAUGAGUCUCUCUCACCCACCAGACGAGGGCGGAGACAAGCAGAAGAGCAGCUCAAGACCUUCACCCAGCUUGAUGUCAACCGCAACCGCCUCCGUUAUGUCCAGACUGAGCCUGGAGUUGGAGUAGACCGUUUCUCAUUUGAGGUUGACAAUGGCUUUGUCAAGGUGUCCAACCUCACGUUUGCUGUUGAGAUUGCACCCACAGUGGUGCCUUUGGCAGUGGCCGAUUUCUUCUUGCCCGAAGGGGGCUCCAAAGCCAUCACCAACGAGAUUAUCCAAGUUGCCAACCCGUACUACCAAAAGUGGUACUUUGACUUUACCAUCCAGCAGGAGCCCAUUCAUGGCUUCUUGGAGACAACAAGGAAUGCCGGUGAACGCCUGACGAGCUUCAGCACCAGAGACCUCACCAAUGAGCUCAUAUACUAUGUGCAUGACGGCAGUGAUACACUAAAUGAUAGCUUCACAAUCGCUGCUAUCUCUUCAGAGACUGGCAAAACUAGUCUUUCCUACACAAUCAACAUCACAGUCACACCAGUCAAUGACCAGAAGCCUGAAGUUACAGUCAACAAUGGCCUGACACUAUUCAUCGGGACACAGGCUCAGGUGACCACUGAUGUCCUUAGUACUAUGGACUUGGACACAGAUGACCAGAGCCUGACAUACAUCCUGACUGCUCCAACCAAUGGCUACUUGGUCAAGCUUCCCGAUAAGACAACGCAGGUGAUGAGCUUCACACAGUCGGAUCUAAACAACGGUGACAUCGUCUUUAUUCAGUCAGGUUUGAACACUGGUGGUUUUCGUUUUUCCGUCAGCGACGGCGUACACUCCACUGUACAGCAGAUCUUCAGCAUCACAGCUCGACCCCUCUUGGUAUCCCUGGAGUCCCAUGCCAUGCUGUACGUGGAACCAAACUCCAUUGAGCCAAUCACAGCCCAGCACCUGAAGGCUGUGACCAAUGAGGAGCCCAAGACCAACCUGAGCCAGCCAAUCAGGUUCCUUAUCACCGAGGCACCAAAGCACGGCAUCAUUGUUGAGAUCCUGGACCGAGAUGAGAUUGAUGAAGAGAUCCUGAGUUUCGCCCAGAUUUCAACAUUCACACAGGCGCAGAUCGACAGAAACGUUGUUGCAUACAAACAGAUAUUGGAUUCCCCAGUCACGGAAGACCAGUUUACUUUCAGUGUGGUAUUACCCCUCUCUCAGAAUCUGACUGAUCAAAUUUUUGAAAUAUCCAUCGGAUUGAGAGAAGAGACGACAACAGCGGCAACAACUGUUAUCCCGACUACAAUACUGCCAACGACGGAACCAUCUCUCAUCUUGAAUCUCGGCAUCGAGGUCCAGGAGGGAGGGACUGCAUCCAUUACAGACAAGCAGCUGAACAUUGCAACUCUGGCCGAGGACUUGGGAGAGGUUGAAUCUGUCUUUGAGUACAACAUUGUCAGUUUGCCGAGCCAUGGGGUCCUGAAGAAAUCAAACCAGGAGAUCACAGCGUUUUCCACCUUCAUGCAGGAGGACCUUGUCGAUGAUGGCAUUCAGUACAUACAUGAUCACUCCGAUGAAAGGCAAGAUUCCUUCAAUUUCACUGUCACAGCGACUGCUGUCGGGAGUACUGAGCAGCUUGUAGCUUACACUGGGCAAUUUGUGAUAACCAUCGACCCCGUCAAUGAUCAACCUUUCAGAGUCCUCACCCGCACCCUGAGCAUGACCAUCACCCAGGGGUCAAACAAGACCCUAACAAUGGAUGACUUGAACACUGUCGAUGCAGACAAUCCCCCUGAUGAAAUCAGCUAUGUGCUUCUGAGUAGCCCAUCAAACGGGAAGAUUGUCCUCACCUCUGACCAGAGCACUGUCAUUCAGGAGUUUACGCAGAAACAGAUCAAUGACGGAGAGGUAACAUUUGUUCAUGAUGGAGGUGUUGUGUCCGGAGGAUUUCUCUUCCGUCUCACUGAUGGAGCUCGCAUGAAAUUGAAGCAGUUCAGCAUUAUAGUUGAGCCAGUGACACUCGAUGUGGCCAUCACAGGAAACCUUACUCUAACUCAAGGAGACUCGUUGGCUGUCAUCCCGUCGACAAUAUUUAAUGUGACGACCAACGAUGAUGGUGAAAGGAUCAGGUACAACAUAUCCACUGCUCCAGAAUAUGGAGAGAUUCUUGUUGACAGUGUUGCCACUUCUUCGUUCUCACAAGCACAGCUGAAUCAGGGAAGCGUGCAAUAUUCCCAAACUGAUUUCUCCUCAGAGAUGGACCUCGUUAAGUUCACCGUGUUUGAUGAUUACAACAUACUGGAAGAUCUCAACCUGACUGUCACCAUUAAACCAGCCAUAACUCUGAAGCUCAUGAACAUAACGACAGGCAAAUCUUUAGCCCUGACUACGGAGUAUCUAAAUGCAAGUGAACUAUCGAGCAGCAUCGGCGGAGGUCUAGCAAUUGAAAUAACCAGGUCCCCGCAACGAGGUCUCAUCCUGAACUCCACAUCCAAUCUUGCCAUUUCAGAAUUUCCAUACUCGGACGUUGUCAAUGCACGGGUGUUAUACGUUGCUGAUUUCUUAAACCUUGGUGUGAACGACACACUGGAUGACAGCUUUGUCUUUGUGCUCAGCGGGGAGAGGGUACAACCUGCGACUCUUACAUUCCAAGUCAGGAUCGUACCCCCAAUACUGGUAUCCACCACCUCGAUUGCACCGUUGUCAACAACUGUUCAGCCUGUCACACGGAGGAUCAACACCAUAAACUUUGGCAUCAACCGCGCUGGAGAGAUUCCAUUACCAACCGAAGAGGUGACGACAUCCACAGCAACUAGCGGCAACACCCCAAUUGCUAAAUCGUUUGAGCCUUCAGGAUUCAACCCAGUAUUUGUCAUCAUUCCCAUCAUCGUGAUAAUUGUCAUCAUCAUCCUUGUCCUGUUUGUCCUAAUUUGGAGGUCUCGAAGCAAGGAGAAGAAGCACGUGUCUGGCCGGGAGAGUCCGUAUCCGGAACCAGAUGUGGGUCCGUACCCAGGUGCCCAGGCCGGUCCCGGGCAAACCGGGCUGAUGCCCACUGUACAGGUCUCGGGUGCCUGCCCAGAUCACCACAGCACUGGUUCCCUGAACGGAACACCUCCGGUCACAAUGGUUCGACCAGUGCCCAUUCAGGGCCCCUAUGUUCCACAGGUUACCGUGACGCAGCUUGGUAGACCACCUUCGCCCAAUUACCCGUCAUCAUUUGCCAGUGUAAACUCCAACGGGACGGUGCAAUCUGGGGGCUCAAGUCACAGCAGUUUUACUAAAUGGGAUAGUUACAAGCCAGAAGUCAUAGACUACUGUCCAGCCAAGAAACCCACUCUUAAAAAGAGCCAGUAUUGGGUAUAGUAUUUAGUUCUUUGAUGUCAUAUUCAAAUCAGCAAAUUUCAAAUACUACACUUGUAGAAUAUGAAUAGGAUAGGUUCAUACCAACUUCAAACCAAUUUUAUGAGAAAACUCAUCAUGCAAGGUAUUGCACAUCAAGGCCAACAAAAAUAUGCAACACAUAGGCCUACACAUCUUGACGUACAAAUGUCUAAGUCCCAAAACCCAAAUAAUGCACUGGCAACCUUGCACUCUGUAUUACAUAAAGCAUGCGGGGAAACAAAUUGUAGCUAUUUGUUUUGUUUUCUUUCAAAAAUUUCAAAAAAAGCUACAAGAAAAUUAAAAAGAAAAAUCAGUGGGCUUUCUUUACAAAUUGUUUUGUUGGAUUAGUGGGAAUUUUAAAGUAAAUCACACACAUAAAAAAUCAUACACCUCCAAAAUAUCUCCAAAACUCACCAGGUCUCACAAAGAUCUGUUGUGUGCUAUCUUUUACAAAGAUGCAACAUUAAAAGAGUCUGUCUGCAGUUUUGUAUCUAAAAUGCAUUGCACUAAGUUUUGAGAAUAUGCUGUCCGAUUCAUCAGUAAGUGUGCGAGUUGGCAUUUCAAAUUAUAGGGUCUGCACAUGAAGAUGUAUGUUGCAGCCGCCAUUUUGUGAUGUAAUGAGAAAAGUUAUACUUGAAAAAUUGAGAAAAAACUUCCUACUCUUGUUAGAAGUGUCACUUGUGUGAAGGACUUUAUGGAGAAUCUUCUAAUUAAGUAUAGAUACAUGUUGUCAUGUCCGUACAACAAGGUCGUAUCUUCUUGGGAAUAUCAAAAGGUCGCAUCUCACUUAAAAUAACCCAGAUGUACACACAAAGUCAAUGGACGUCAAGAUAUGACUUGAUGCACGGAGCGUAUUCGCGCGAGAUAAGAAUUUGUUGCAGAACGGAGUUACGACCUUGUUGCACUGAUGCGACGAUGUAUGUUCAAAUAUUGUGGGGAGAAAACAGUUCCAAUUUUAGGAAAAAGAUAUUUUUCUGGCGGGGUGAUUGCAAAAUAGAGAAGUUCAAGAGAUUUUUUCUUAUACUUAUGGAGUGUGGAAGAUAUCGCAUUCAUGCACCUGUAAGUCAUUCUGGAUAUUCUGUGAAUGUCAAAUAUUUGUAGUGGUGUUGGUGGAUGUCUUUUACGAUGUAAAAUCAACUCCGUGAAUUUAUGGGCUUGGUGAUUGACACUACCUUAACAUAUAACAUUUGGUGUUUCAAAAUUUAUUCUGCGAUUGAGACAUUUGUCAACCAGAUUAGGUUCACACUGCAUUGAUUAUUAGUAGAUUUAUCUGGGACAUUUCUGAAUUGGCUGUAUGUCUGCCACCAAAAAAAAUUAAAAGAAUCUAAUUUUGUUACACCUAUAUUUUCCCCCUUUUUUAAAGAAAAUCUGAUAUUUUCUAUGUUCAUCGAUAAUAUUUAAAGAACUUCAGGUUAUUAUUGCUUUGAGUUUGUUUAAUAAUCUAAGUAUCAUUGCAUUCAUUCCGACGAAAAAGUACUAUUUAUUGAGGAGCAAUUUGGUUGAGUUGUUUAAUUAUGAAUCAGGAAUUUGUUUAUUUUUUAAAUAAGUACACGAAUUGGUACUUUGGAUUUUUAUGAGAAUGUCUUGUAUUCUUUUGUACUCAUUUUAUAGUAAUCGUUAAUAUGCAUAUUUUGUUAAUGCUUGAGUACCUCAUUAUUUUACAUUUUUUAAAUUUAGUUUCUUUUCUUUUCUUUAAUUUAAGACUACACAAUGUUGUUAUGAAAUUGCUUAAGUUACAUGUAUGUAAAAGCUACAAGGCUAAGGUAUGUGAAAUUGGGUACUUAAGUUCUUUCUAAGAAAUGAAAGUGAAGAAUAUUCAUUGAAGACUGGACCAAUUUUUCCACUGAAAUUUAAUAUCCUUUCAUCAGUCUGUGAUCUUGGGCCAAAUAAUUAAGGGACAAAUCAUUACCAAGAGUUUGACACAAAUCAAAGAUGAACAAAACAUGUUUGUAUUGAUUACCAUUUCUCUUUGUCAAGUAAAAAAAAAGGCAUAUUGAGGUUCGUAAGCUUUAGAGAACUUACAAAAAAAAAAUGACUUUAAAAAAGUUGAAAGUGUUGCAGACAGGAGUCUUGGGGCCUGGCAUGAAUAUCUUGGCGGAAUGUCUCUUCUGUUAAGACAAUCAAAUUGCAUCAGAUUUACAGCACGUGAAAAUGAAUAAAACUGCUGCAAGAAACUGCUGACUGGAUUUGACCUGUAAUACACAAAUCAAACAAAAAAGCGGGCCGAAAAGCGGGGAUGGAAAGGCCAAAGGAGUGUGGGUAAAGAGCAUGCCUCUGAUGAAAAGGAAGAGAUUAAUUGAAUUUUAACCUGUGGUUUUGAAGUGUCUUUAGUUGACACAUUUGAUAACUUACACAUAUUUUGAUGGUAGAAAAAAUAAAACUGCCAGAGCAAAUAUGUGGGUUUGUCUUUUUUUUUUCCUUCAAAAAUUGAUUUUGUUGACGACCCAUGCUCGGCCCUUUGUUAGCAGGAAGGGACAGAACCUCAACGAAAUAUUUUAAUGCAGCGUUUUGUUUGUUUGAAUGAAAUUCGUUUCAACAUUUGUAAAUGCUUUGUGGAAUAUCACUUCUUGAAACAAAUUUCUAAACCAUGGCGUCAGUUACAGUUACUAUAACCAGCAGUUUUUGUAUUAUCCUUACUGCACAUGUACAUGUAUGUUCCUCCUUAGCGUCAAGCUUUCAAGCUUGUCAAGCUCACAUUCAAUCAGUUAGCCAUCUUUUGUGUUCAAAUCAUUCUUGCUUAUUAUUAUAAUACUAUGGUAUUUAUUGCUUAUAAAAUUAUUCUAAUCCAAAGUUUAGUUUUAGUCACUGUUGCUUCGUGUUGUCAUGUACAUAGCAAAAAAAAUGAAGGUGUACGUGUAUAGCAACUAGAAGCACAUCAGUGUUGUGACUUGCUACGUAUUCAGCUCGGUGUUUGAAACUGCAUCACAUACAGCUAUUUUGAAAACAAAACUGAAAUGUAAUUUGUCUUAAAAUGUAACACUGUAAAUAUAAGAUGUGUUCUUAUUCUAACUCUUGAGCUUGUGUUGACAUGUAAAGAAAAUAUAAGGCCUGGAAAAGGUGGUGAUAUUGUGGUUAAGUUUGGGUGUGCUAUAAAAAAAGGGUAUUCGUGAUUAUUCUGAAAAGAUUGUGAGCAUUAAAACAAUGUUUUACUCUUUGGGUUCACAAAAGACAAGCAAGUAUUGUUUAAUUCUAUUCACUUUAGAUGUCACGAAGUCCUCGCAAGUUAAUUACAAGUCAUUCCUUUAUCAUGAUUCAGCGCCUGUUGCUUGUGACACGACGUGUGAUUUGAUACGAUCAAGCUAAAUGAGUCGUUUGUCGAUCCUGGUCACUUUUUGUUUGUUUUACAGUUUUGAAAAGAACACAAUCUCAGCAUUACUGAUGUAAAAACUGCACGCUGAUACCAUCUUCAGUUCAAAAUUAUGGAAGUCGGAACACCAAGAGAUGUGAUGAAGUGACAUGGCCCUUUUUUGGCCUGAAUCUCCAAAUGAAAGUUCCCGACAAAUGACUCAUUUAGCUUGAUCGCAUCACAUAUCUUUUAUCCAUCUACUCAAAAUGGUUUUCCACCAUUUACAGUUUUUAAUCAUUCAUAGGUUUUUCAUCUGCACUACAAACGAAUCCACAAAAUGGUCUGAAAUCCCUGUGUUUUGGUUGAAAUAUUUGAAAUGUGCACUUAAGUGCAUGUCUGUUGAUAGCAAUUGGGUUCAUAGUUCUUGUGGGCUGUCCACUAGAACUCUCUGGGUAAAAUAUGUAUGUUUCGUAUCGAUCUUUUGAAUCUUUUUGUACUUCUUUUACCAUGAGCCAACCACUGGCUUUGACGGGGUACGAGGAUGUAAUGCUCGAUGAGAAAAUACUACAUAAUUGUUUUGAACCCUUUUUUGUUUAACGUUGGUGCUGGUUGAGACCUGUGGGACGCAGGACAACACACCGUGCCUUUCAGGAUUAAGAACUUUUGGUGCUUAUUUCUGAUUACUGUAUUUAUUGUGUAUUUGUAAUUUGUUUUUACCGUGGCAGAUAUGCAAGAAUGCUAUCUUAAACUUGGAUAACUUACAUUUUAAGUUAUGUGUAGCUUAACGGUAAGAUACCUUUCCAUAUUUUAUUAGAAUUGUAAGGUAAACCCUUUGAAAGGUGUAUAUUUUUGUUUUGUCCUUGCAUUUACACUUUUAACUCUUGUAUUUAUUUUGUACUUCAAAAUGUAAAUCGGUGUUAUGCUCAUAAGAGCAUGAAACUAUAAUCGUUUUAAAAUGUUGUAGUUCUUUUGUAAGCAUUGCUCCUUUCCUUAUAUCAAUAUCAUCCGUUUUGUGUUUGACCGUUGUCAAACAUAAAUGCGAGUUUGAAAACAUUUACCGAGUUUGAAAUUUGGUUUGAUGUACAUUUUCAAAUUUUCCGCAUAAUAUUUGGUAAAGUAUUUUUUAUUUCAUGUUUAUAAUAUUGUGUCAUGAAGAAUGGAAACCCUGUUGAUUGUUUUCACUAAGCUGCAUAAGCAAUGUAGCUGUAUAAGCUAAGUCCUAGGUUAAUGAUGGAACAGUUAUUAAGAAAAAGUAAGUCCAAAACUUAUGUGAAUUUUGUAGCAGUUGUUAACCGCGAACAGAGAGUAAAUCACGGCAGAGUCCUGCUGCUUGUCAAGUACAACUUGUAAAUAAUAUGCAAUCUGUCGACACUCUUGAGCUUUUCUGUCACACAGCACUCGUGGCAUGUAUCUGUAAUAAACAAAUAAAUAUUUAUUACUAAGAAA
This is a messenger RNA of Patiria miniata (bat star), 12208 nucleotides long. It is a transcript of the gene cspg4, whose product is annotated as chondroitin sulfate proteoglycan 4-like. The coding region runs from base 1 to 7458 and encodes 2485 amino acids. The transcript is spliced from 3 exons. Lineage: Eukaryota; Metazoa; Echinodermata; Asteroidea; Valvatida; Asterinidae. The record is from RefSeq and is a predicted model, not a curated record.